Messenger RNA from Gloeophyllum trabeum ATCC 11539, 3090 nucleotides. Its product is annotated as AIP3-domain-containing protein. The transcript is spliced from 4 exons. Gene Ontology annotation, biological process: establishment of cell polarity. The record is from RefSeq and is a predicted model, not a curated record. Gene Ontology annotation, molecular function: cytoskeletal regulatory protein binding. NCBI's taxonomy places the organism in Eukaryota, Fungi, Basidiomycota, Agaricomycetes, Gloeophyllales, Gloeophyllaceae. The coding region runs from base 7 to 3090 and encodes 1027 amino acids. Gene Ontology annotation, cellular component: cytoplasm; cell tip.
CCUCCUAUGGCUGCUGUCCGACACGCUCCCAUGAACGGUGCGACACAAGCGCAUCCUUCAAGGCGGGAUAAUCACUCGGUUUCGUCAACCCAUUCGGCGUCCAGGGGCGACCGUGAAGGCAGGAGAAGAGGGAAUCCUGCUGUAGAGUCGGCAGUGACUCGUUUGCUUGUGUCAAUAAAACAACUUUUGGAGUCCCUCACGUUAUGGAGCACACAACAGCUGACAGAGACGCAGGUUAGCGACGUGUAUGUCAGGUUGGGAAACGAUUUCAAUGCAGCCGUGGCUGCGUUCAAUGCAUUCCGCAUCGAUAUGACCGAUUUAGCAACUGUGCCGGAUGAUCUACGCGGUGUGCUGGAAACAUGCCUAGCCGAGGAUGCGACUCCGGAAAAUCUGGACCAGUAUCUACCGCAGGUACGCGCUAUCAUCACAAAUCUACUGCAAGGGCUCCGCGGGAAGCAGUCCAUAUACCGGCGCAUCGUUCAGGACCACCGGCACGGCUCCUCGCAGUCCUCCUCGAGCCACGGUCAUGAACGUACGGAGAGCCGAUCCUCGCGAUCAGAUCGCUCGUCACACAGAGAAGACGAGGCGGUAGCGGCAGCGGCAGCGCGGAUCCAGCACUCUCGCAGCCUACCGAACGGCGAUGGCGAGCGAAAACCGGAUGCCGUUGCGCGGCGGAGCGCGACUUCGUCGUCACGGAGAAAGCAAGCUGCCUCGACGCUCUCGCAGCCGCCCGCUACCGCCGACAGUGACGAGCCUUUCGUCGGCGGAUUUGCCCCACCGGCACCUGGGCCCGAAUCUGACUUGCCCAGCCUGCCGCCUCAGCCGGACAGGGCUUCAGCCCCGGUUCAGUCUGCGCCGCAGAGGAGAACACAACCGUCCACGAACAGCUUACCGCCUCUCCCCGCUGCCCCGCCAGAGGAGCGCAAAUCCCUAAACGGAACUCCCAAACCACCAGAGCAGGCCACGGCGGAAGAAGAGCGCCCCGAAACUCCGUCCUCCCCUCCCCCCUCCCAGCAAGCCCCCGCACACAUGAAGCGAUACUCACUCGUGGACAAACCGAUGCCGCCCUCGGUCGUCAUCGACGAAGUGUCCACCCCUUCACCUUCCGAAGACGUGCAAAUGGCCUCGCGGCAGGGCGCAACGGGCACCCCACCUCCCUUCGACUCGCCCCCGCUCGAGCCGACUCCCGCCGUCGCCUCUUCACUCGCGGCACUGCAGAAGAGCGACGCGCUUGAGCGGCGUGCGAGCAAGCGAUUCUCUUCGUACAACAUCAACAAGAUGACGGGGGCGAAGUCGCUUGGGGGCGCGGGCAACCGACGUUCAAUGGCGGUUGGCUCGGCGCUCACGCCCGGCGAGCUCGCGGUGCUUACGGAGGAGGGGGAAGAGGAGCAAGCGCUGGAACCGAGUACAGGAAGCUUUAGGAGGAGGUCGAGGGCGUAUCGAGGGGGAACGUCGCCGAUUGCGGAGGAACCGCCUGCGCCGCCUGUACCGCCGCUGCCAUCUUCGACUGCGCCCACUCCGGAGCCAGGUCCGUCGGGUGAGCGUGGGGAAAGCCCAGGCGAACUGGAGCAGGCCGCCAAGAAGGAGGGUGAGCAGGGGAGGUCGUCCAGGUCUUUCCCUGUUUUCUUGCAGCUCGGGCGAGAGGUCAAGAAGGUGAAGAUCGAGCCGGGGUUAUCGUUCUCAUCCUUGAGAGUCCUGUUCGUAGACAAGUUCUCGUAUAACCCGGGCCUGGAGAAUUUUCCUGCGAUAUACAUCCGGGAUCCGUCCAGUGGGGUGCAAUAUGAGUUAGAGGACGUGGACGAGGUCAAAGAGAACUGCCUGCUGUCCCUAAACAUCGAACCUCUUGACCAAAUCAAACAGCAUAUAGAUGCUCAAAUUACCACGCUAUCGCAAGAUAUCAAGGAUCUGCGAUCGCUGGUUAGCAGUAACCGGCGGAUGUCGCAUCCGCCCCCCAUGAUCAUUGGCCAGCCGCUAGGCGAGAGUACACCACCACCCAACCGUCCUACGGACCGUCAAUUCCAGCACGUCGCCCGCAGACUGUCUCGUCUGGUGAAUAACGACGACAACACGCUCACGCCCGAUGCGAUGCAGGCAAAUAUGACUGGUCAGUCAGUGAUGCCGCAGGUCACGGGCGGGUCUGUCCUCUCAGAGUACUCAAACCGCGUGGUUGCCGAUCUUAAGACGCAAUUCGACGAAGUGCAGAAUCUCCGGCGGGACUUGGGCAUUAUGCGGCAACUCUACGCGGAGUUCAUGAAACAGACGAAGGAGUCGCUGGGUACACUCCGCACGCAGACCGCGAACGUGCGGCAGCUCGCGGCGGCCAAGGUCGGCGGCGCGCGGCAGUACAUCGACGACGGGAAGACAAAGUUGGACAUGCGCUCGCAGAACGUGCUGACGAAGAUGGAGGAGCUACAGGACCUGGUCGAGAACGUCAAGGACGAUGUGCUGAAGCGGCACGUCACGCCGAAGCCGCAGGUGCUGCGUGCGAUCAAGGACGACGUCGACCGCGUGAGCGCGGAGCUUGAGAGCCUGCGCGAGCACAUCGGGACGAUCAAACCGAUGUGGAAGAAGACGUGGGAGGAGGAGCUGCAGAACAUCGUCGAGGAGCAGGGCUUCCUGAACCACCAGGAAGAGUUCCUGAACGACCUGCUCGAGGACCAGAAGGCGGUGCUGGAGGUGUACGGGCACAUCGAGAAGGUGAUCUCGCUGCGAGGGACGGGGCGCCCCGGCUCUCGCGGGCGGCUGCGGCCUGUGAAUGGCGGCGUGGGGUUCAUGCCGCCGCCCGCGGAGGAGGGGCACAACGGCCUGUCCACGGUUAUGCUCGAGAUUCGGAACGCGAGCGUGGACCCCGAGCGGCGGCUGAAGGCGAUCGAGGCAAGCCAGAAGAACCGCGAGCGGGAACUGGCGAAGAAGGGGGACGAGUUUGAGGAGGAGCUGAAGGGGUUCGUGAAGGGCGGGAAGCUGCGGAUGACGGGUGGGGCAGAGGAAGCGGAGCGGGUAAGGAAGAGGAGGGAUGAGAUGGCAUUAAAGGCCAUGUUCUCUGGAGGCUCGGCGGGGCCCAGUGCCAGCGGGUCGGGUGGGGAGUCGUGA